AUGACCGUUCCGUUCGUGUCCAGGCUCAUCAUCAACCAAGGUUGCCUCUUCCGUUUCAUCGAACUUGACUACAACCAGCUCGACCUCACGGUGUGUCGACCAUAUCCACCUUUGGAUGUGCGCAGAUUUGCAGCCAAACCAAAGGGAACCUCAAAGCUGGCACACCCUAGCAAACUCGUCUUAAGCGUGUUUUUACGGGCCAUCAUGAAGUUUCCGCUUGAGGCGCUUCGCCAAUUCUUCGUUGCCGCUUCGUUGCCCCCUAGAAGAUGGAGAGAGGUGCCUUUCCUCACAAAACGGGGAGAACUCAGAUUCUGUGGCUACUUGCCCAGUGGCCACGCUAUGGUGUACAACUACGACGCGGCGUGUAAGUUGUUGGAGGCAGGCGGCAACGUUUCCUCCAACGGCAACGGUAACGUUGAAAGUGAAGCGCUGGCGGGUCCUGAUCUUUGGCCAGGCGAGGGAACAGAAGUGAGAGAUUCUGAAGAUAUGUUUCCCAGCUUCAGCAAUCGAUACCCGCUGGAGCCAUUGACGCCGCUUUUCAGCGAGUUCUUUGAAGCGUCUUCGUUGCACAAGCCCAUAUUUUGCGGACCGGCACCUCCAGCGUGGAACAUCUACCCAAACGAGUCGGUCCAAUUUGGUCGCGUUCAAAACACCUUCCGUUUGCUGUCGAAGAUUUUGAAAGACGCCAAGGCAAUUGCAGAGACUGCUACGGAGACACGCAGAUCUCAUUCCGAGAAGCAGGAGGUAAUGGAGAAAUCAGAGGAGGCUUCAAAUGAUACUUCAGAAGCGCCAAGAGCAACUGUAGAGCCCGAUAUAUCAGAAGAGGCUCCAGGCGAUAUUUUGGAGGUUCCAGGCGAUACAUUGAAGGUUCCAGGAGAUACAUUGGGGCCGUUGGGUGAUACAUUGGAGCCUUUGGGCGAUGUGUUGGAGGCGUUCAGAGCUCUCAAGAAGCUGGGGAGAUUGCUGAAGGAUGCAUUGGAUGUGUUGACGGGCUUAAAAGAUAUCGUGGAAGAACAGCGGGCAAAAGAGGCCCCAAUGGUCGCAGAGCUGGGCGUUGGUGAGGAACCGGAAGCCCCAGAGGCUUCUAUGUUGAUUACUAAGAGUAAGAAAAAGAGGCAGAGGAAGCAGAAAAAGCAGAAAGCGGUGGUUACUAAGGCUACAACUUCAGAGAGUGUUCUAGUUGUUGCAGAGGCCACAAACGGUUCUCUGUUGGGAUGUGCUGAGCAAGAGACUACCAAGGCAUUGUCCAGGAAAGUUCGCUCUUCUUCUGAAAGUAGUGGUGAGACUGACUAUUUCGAGGAUGCCAGUGAGCCUCAGACCACGUUGGCGUCGCCUGUGUUGAUAGAGGACGUGGAGAAGAAGUUGUUGCAGAGCACAGGCCAUGAAGACUACGUCAUGGCCGCCGACGGUGUUGAUAUGACGGAUGAAGCCGUGAUUCUCUUGUAA
Messenger RNA from Candidozyma auris, 1446 nucleotides. RefSeq lists its product as uncharacterized. The transcript has a single exon. Lineage: Eukaryota; Fungi; Ascomycota; Pichiomycetes; Serinales; Metschnikowiaceae. Bases 1 to 1446 code for a protein of 481 amino acids. The record is from RefSeq and is a predicted model, not a curated record.